This is a messenger RNA of Cornus florida, 1064 nucleotides long. RefSeq lists its product as uncharacterized. The transcript has 2 exons. NCBI's taxonomy places the organism in Eukaryota, Viridiplantae, Streptophyta, Magnoliopsida, Cornales, Cornaceae. Gene Ontology annotation, cellular component: nucleolus. Gene Ontology annotation, molecular function: RNA binding. The record is from RefSeq and is a predicted model, not a curated record. Bases 175 to 885 code for a protein of 236 amino acids.
GUGUCUCGCUACUUCGUUAGUUUAGUUAGGGCUGAGAGCUUUUAGGUCAAAGCCUCCAAGGGGAGAAGAACGAGAGAGGAGAGAGAAUAUAGCGCUACUGUCAACCAAAAUUCACUCUCUUCCUCUCGGCGUUUAACAUCGACGAUCGGAGGGUGGUUCCCAACUGAGUGCACCAUGCAAUCCAGCGAAGGUACCAUUCCCAUGCAAUCUAACGAAGACACCACCAGUUCCAUGGAAGUUGAAAGGGUUCCAGCUGAACCGGAAGCUGCAAAACCUGCAUACGGAUUUUUUCCCAAGCCAAACUUUCAGCCUUUGAAGGCUCAUGAGAUGACUGAAGGUCAGGUGCAGUUUCGGAAGGUUUCUGUUCCACCACAUCGGUAUACACCUCUCAAAAAAACAUGGAUGGAAAUUUAUACUCCAAUAUACGAGCAGAUGAAGAUUGACAUCCGCAUGAAUCUCAAGGCUCGCAAGGUUGAACUGAAGACCAGAUCAGACACACCUGACAUCAGCAACCUCCAGAAAUGUGCCGAUUUUGUUCAUGCAUUCAUGCUUGGAUUUGAUGUGAUAGAUGCAAUUGCCCUCCUGCGUAUGGAAGAGCUCUACGUAGAAUCUUUUGAGAUCAAGGAUGUGAAAACCCUUCGAGGAGAGCACCUAUCUCGUGCCAUAGGAAGACUGUCUGGUAAAGGAGGUAAAACAAAGUUUGCUGUUGAGAACUCUACAAAGACAAGGAUUGUAAUUGCGGACACCAAGAUUCACAUAUUAGGAUCUUUUGCCAACAUUAAAAUUGCAAGGGAUUCUCUAUGUAGUCUUAUCUUAGGUUCCCCUGCUGGAAAGGUAUAUUCAAAACUUAGAGCUGUCACUGCCAGAUUGGCAGAAAGGUUUUGAUCCUCCAUAUUCUAUGUUCGAAGUUUAAAGUAUUUGAGCAUUAUUUUGUGUCAUUUGAUAUAUGUAUGGAUUUUUGUUGGGUAAACUGAGUCAGCUGCUAGGAUGAUAUCAUGAAAGGAUUUUUGCUGGGUAACACCAUGGAACAUGUUUAUCCGUAUAUUUAUUUUUGUUUUUAUGUA